Phaeoacremonium minimum UCRPA7 is the source of this 714-nucleotide messenger RNA. Its product is annotated as putative spt2 chromatin protein. The coding region runs from base 1 to 714 and encodes 237 amino acids. The transcript has a single exon. Gene Ontology annotation, biological process: regulation of DNA-templated transcription; nucleosome assembly. Gene Ontology annotation, molecular function: histone binding; DNA binding. Gene Ontology annotation, cellular component: nucleolus. Lineage: Eukaryota; Fungi; Ascomycota; Sordariomycetes; Togniniales; Togniniaceae. The record is from RefSeq and is a predicted model, not a curated record.
AUGGGAGCGGUCGGUAAAAUACAACACAAGGCCUUAGACAAGGUCCCUACGAAGCGUGAGCGCGAGGAACUGAAAGCCGAGCAAACGAAAGGUUUAAGGAGAGGUGCGAAGCCACAAAACACAAAACCUGGACAUGCUCGGCUAGGCGCCAACGGCUCGGGAGCGUCGCGUGAUGGAGAUCUUGACCGCCCGAGAGGUGGGACUAGCUCUAUGACUCGUAGAAAGGAUGGUGGGAAGUCUUUGAAUGGAAAGACGGCCAAGUCCGUGGAGGAAGACAAAAAGCUGAAGAAGGCUGCCACGGCAACAACUGGAUAUACCGGAACUGCUCGCCCGCCUCCGGGUGCUUCCAGAGCUGGAUCAUCAUCCAAGCCAACUGCCCCUAACGGAUCCCGAGAUCGCCACCAUGAGUCUCGACCUUAUGGGGCUUUCAGCGCUCGUCGUAAUCGGGACGAUGACUACGAUGAGGAAUUGGACGACUUCAUUGAGUAUGAUGACGAUGAGCCUGAGUACGGUGGAGACCGCCGACGCGGCUACGGAGAUUACUCUGACGAGGAUGACGAGUCGGAUAUGGAGGCCGGCUUGUCCGAUAUUGAUGUUGAAGAGCGCAGGGCUGAGAUCUAUGCAAGGCAGGAAGAUCGCCGAGAAGAAGCAUUAGAAAGGAAACUCAAGCUCGAAAAGGAAGAGCGCAAGAGAAGGCUUUUGGAGGGACGAUAG